AUGGCUUCAUUUCUAAGAAAUAUUUGUAGACAACCCUAUUCUCGACAAUUAGCAACUCGUUAUCUAAGUGCAACUGCUGUCGCAUCUGCAUCGCCUUCUCAUGGUUUACUUCGACUGAAAGAAUAUUAUGAUAGCACCCUGUCAGAAGAUUUAAUGGUAUUAGGGUAUGAUCAUAGUCGUGUUGCACCCCCAACUUUAAAGAUUCCUGAUCUUGAGCAAAAAGAACAACAACCAGUAAAGACGAAAGAGGCUGUUCGUACUCGCAAGGGUGGUAAACCAGUCAAGCCAAUUCAGCCUCUUAAGAGUCCAAAGACAAUUCCUCAUCUUGAUAAAAUUGUACUUCAUGCUAUGAUUAAAGAUUCUAUUCAUAGUAAAAGUCAUUUAUUAUCCGCUUUUAUGGCCUUUCAAAGCAUCACAGGUGUUCGUCCUGAAGUCGUAUUUGCUAAAACCUCCGUUGCUAAUUGGAAAUUACGUCAAGGUAUGCCAGUUGGUGUCAAAGUGACAUUAAAAGGAGAAGAAAUGUAUCAAUUUAUGGACAAAUUGAUUGAAAUUGUUCUUCCUCGUUUAAAGGAAUGGCCUGGACUUUCAAUGACAGCAGGGGAUGGUAAUGGUAAUAUUGCGCUUGGCUUUCCACCAUCUGCACUUGCCUUAUUCCCUGAAAUUGAAGGUUCCUUUGAUGUUUAUCCAAGAAUGACAGGCUUUGAUAUUAUUUUUAAUACAACAGCUUAUACAAAUACUGAGGGUCGUUUAUUACUUUCUGCUUUGUCGGUACCUUUUCAAACAAACAGCAAGAAAUAA
Messenger RNA from Cokeromyces recurvatus, 798 nucleotides. Its product is annotated as ribosomal protein L5 domain-containing protein. Gene Ontology annotation, biological process: translation. Bases 1 to 798 code for a protein of 265 amino acids. The record is from RefSeq and is a predicted model, not a curated record. Lineage: Eukaryota; Fungi; Mucoromycota; Mucoromycetes; Mucorales; Mucoraceae. Gene Ontology annotation, molecular function: structural constituent of ribosome; RNA binding. Gene Ontology annotation, cellular component: cytosolic large ribosomal subunit; ribosome. The transcript is spliced from 3 exons.